AAUGAAAUACCAAGUUCUGAAUCAUCUCUAUACACAAUGUCUACCACAGAAAAUGUAUCUGUGCUGUCAAGAACAUCUCCAGACUCUUCUUUCAUAACCAAUAUGACACCACAGCCUACAGCAGUUUCAUCCCCAGAAUCUCUGUCAACCACAUUAGGUUCACCAGUGUGGUCAACUACAUCUCCAGACUCUACUUUGACAACUAAUCGUUCACAUCAGAUAUCUAGAACUCCAUAUGCAGAUUUUGUUUUGAACACUACAAAUACACCAUUGUCACCUGAAUCAUCUUCAGACUCUAUAUUGCCCACAAUAGAUCCUAUAAUGAGGUCCAUACCAUCUCCAGACAUUGCUUUCACAAACAGAGUUCCUACUAAGUGGUUUAUAACCCCAUCUCCAAGCAAUCAACUUACCACUUCCAAUAGACAACUGCCAUCCGCUCAGCUUUCUGUAAGUCCAUCUCCAAAUAUUUUGUCAACCACCACAAACACUGAGCUGCAGUUUACUACAUCUCCAUAUCCUGUUUUGGACAUCCUCAAAGCCUACAUCGUCAUCUUUGGCCGCUCAAGCAUCAGUCAAUAUGCCAGGCAGAGUGCAAAACACUCCAGACUUCAGCUUUUUCUCUUCUUUGCCUUCAAACAAUGAUGUCAAUAAGACAAUCCUAGGAGAGUCAGGUAUGAUGAACACCUCAAAACAGAGAGACAUACAAGUGACAAUGGGCAUGGAAUUUGUUACUCUAGCUCAGCAACCUAUAGACGAUUCCAAAAUCCUGACAACAAAUCAGAGUUCAGGUCUUGUAGUCUCUUCUUUCAUUAAGCACAAACUGUUGGCCCCAGUGCCCACACAAAGACCAUCUGUGACCAGAUCAACUCUGUCGGUAGCAUUAUACUCAGUGCAGGAGUCAGAAACUACAGACUAUGCCUUCUCACAUACCAACAUAAUAGACACCAACAAUGGAAUGGCAAAAUCAGAAAACACAACAGCAAUUUCAAAACAUCAUCUUCUAACUUCUGAGCUCUCUUCUUCAAUGAGUCUGCUGGUCACAACAUUGAGAAAACCAACCUCCAUUCUGCCAAAGGGAGAAAUUGUACCAGAGCACAUUACUAUGCACAACAGAGAUGGACAACCACUUCCAACAAAUACAACCCCAGAAGCUUCAUCUACUAAUGCCGUAGGUACACAAAAAGACAACCCUUCUUCCUCCACCCCAGUAUCUAAUGUGGAAUUACCCUCUGACAUCAAAGAUGUACAGUUUGAAACAAGCAGCACAUCACAAGCAAUGCAGACAGAUCUAAGUAAACAACCUGUGACAGUCACCACAAUUUACACAAAUUCAGUAAGCAUUGCCAAGUCGCAUACAACUACAGCAUUUCCUAAUACUACAACUGAGCCACAAGCUCUCCACUCCUCACAGGCCAAUGGCAGCUCCACCCCUCUGCUGGAUUUGAUCUUUGGAAAUGUAUCCUCUAGAACACCACCAUCAUCCUUCACAAAGGCCUCAGCAGAAAAGGAAGGCAAGGGGCAAAGCACAGAGGAUGGCACCACCAAGUACCAAACAGACUUUUCAGAAACAUCAGUCACGUCAAGUAGUUUAGGAACAGAGAAAACAGAACUACUGGAACCUGAGGCUAGCACCAAAUCAGAACAUAGCCAAAUACUCCAUCUUCAAAUUAAAAUGUCUCUUCUUCCUUCUGGAGUUUUGGAUAAUGAAACUAUAAUCCAAGUGGCACGGCAUCUAAAAAAUAUUAUGGAAAAACAAAUGAAAGGGGAAAGCUGCUCACUGAAGAUUCUAAACAUCUCAAACUGAUGAAUGGAUCAUAAUGUUUAUAGAGAAAUUUGUUUUCCUCAAGUCAGUCUUAAUUUUUUUAAUACACUUUACCUGGCCAAGACAGAAAAGGAAAUUUCAUGAGAUAUACAACAUUGAAAUGUGCUGCUGUUGGUUAGUGAUUGAUCAUUGGCUCAUUAGCUUGACAAUUUCGGAUUUAUCUUCUCUUUUCAUCUACAUGACUCUGUGAUUUGAAAUUCACAAAGUACAGCACUGCACCUGGUUUGUGAUGCAUAGAAGACUAGACAUGGACUUCAUAUCACAAAGAAGAGCUGCCAAAUGCCAUCAGACAACUGUGGAAC
Erpetoichthys calabaricus (reedfish) is the source of this 2124-nucleotide messenger RNA. RefSeq lists its product as uncharacterized. The transcript is spliced from 3 exons. The record is from RefSeq and is a predicted model, not a curated record. NCBI's taxonomy places the organism in Eukaryota, Metazoa, Chordata, Cladistia, Polypteriformes, Polypteridae. Bases 578 to 1804 code for a protein of 408 amino acids.